AUGGCCGACAUCAGCGACGCCGAGCUCCGCGAAAUCUACGACUUUGCCGUCCAGUUGGGCAAAGAGGCAGGAGAGAUGCUCAUGACGGCAGCCAGGUCAAGAUGGGGAUCCGGAGGAGAGACGCAGGCAUUCACGGAGAAGGAUAAUUCGGUCGAUUUGGUGACCAAGACAGACACAGAAGUCGAAGCUUUCAUCCAUACAUCCGUCGCAAAGAAGUAUCCCACCCACAACUUUCUCGGCGAAGAGACAUAUUCGGCCGGCGCAUCGCGUGAUUACCUCGUCGACGAACGGCCGACGUGGAUCGUCGAUCCCCUCGAUGGCACCGUCAACUUCACCCAUCUGUUCCCAAUGUUCUGCGUCUCCAUCGGUUUCGCUAUCAAGGGAAAGCCCGUCAUUGGCGUCAUCAACGCCCCCUUCUUGAACCAAACUUUCUCGUCGCUCAAGGGACAUGGUGCAUGGAUGAACGAGACACAGAGGCUGCCGCUUGUUCUAAACCCGCUGCCCGCCAAUGCGCCCAGCGGCUGCGUUUUCUCCUGUGAAUGGGGCAAGGACCGUCGAGACACCCCAGAUGGCAACAUGCACCGCAAGGUCGAGAGCUUCAUGAACAUGGCUGCUGAGCGUAAGGGGCGGGGUGGUAAGGGUGGCAUGGUGCAUGGCAUGAGGAGCUUGGGAAGGGACGUUGCUGCAGGCUUCGCGAUCCUCGAGGAGGCCGGUGGUCUCGUGACAAUAGCAAACCCUCCCGAAGACACGAGCGUCGUCCCGGAAGCGAAGCUCGGCGGCAGACUAUACCUCGCCAUUCGGCCCGCAGGAUCGACCGAGACCGAGACGGCACGACAGGCACAGGAGAGGGUGGUGCGGGAGACGUGGAAGCGAGUGAGAACAUUGGACUACUCGAGACCCGGCGCGUAG
Molecule: messenger RNA, 909 nt
Organism: Colletotrichum fioriniae
Lineage: Eukaryota; Fungi; Ascomycota; Sordariomycetes; Glomerellales; Glomerellaceae
Source: RefSeq, a predicted model, not a curated record